AUGGCGAUGGCACCGGGAAAAGAUGCCGGCAGUGGUGUUGCCCAGAUGAACCAGCCAGAAUCGACGCCCGGCAUGGAGCUGGAGCAUGCCAUCGGUUACUCCGAUCUGGCCGGGGGACUGUACUACCAUCCCAAUGGCACACAUUUGGUCUAUGCCGCCGGGGGUACUGUGGUGAUUUGCGACUUCAGCGACCCGCAUACGCAGCAUAUGCUAGCGGGGCACGAUGGAAUGAUCACGUGUAUCGCACUCGGUAGCUCCGGCAGAUAUAUCGCCUCUGGCCAAGGAGGACACAACUCGGAUGUCAUAGUUUGGAGUUUCCAAGACAGAGCUCUACUCUUCCGACUCGCGGAACACGAUCACGGCGUGGCCUUCGUUGACUUUUCGCACGACGAUCGUUUGCUGCUCUCUGGCGGCGUGCCCGAAGAUCGGAAGAUCUUGAUAUGGGACAUGUCCAACGGAUGUAUCGUGUCUAUUGUACAGCACGAUCCUGCUCCUACCACCGUCGCGGCAUGGGGGGGUAUGGUCAGGGAUAUCAAACGCCGUGAAACCCGAAAUUACAUGCUGGCGACCGCCGGGAACAAGAAGAUCGUGCUGUGGUCGCUUGACCCGUACUCCGGAGACAUCACUGCCAAUCGAGUGGUGUGCGAGGCGAGGGGCUCGCUUGUGCGCGAUGUCACGGCGCUUGCUUUUUCCGAGGAUGGAGAGACUUUGUGGUGCACGACUUCCACCGGGGACUUUGUUGGGGUUGAUUUGCGCACAAAGCAGAUCGUGGCGGGAACAAACCAAGGCCGGAUAUACCGCGUCCGCGUGGAAACCUUGGCCUCCAUCGUUGUCAGCGAGAACCACCGCGGCUCGGUCACCUGCGUCAGCUACGCGAGAGGCGUGUCGGACCGUUUCGCGACGGCUUCGGUGGACGGGACAGUGCGGGUGUGGGACACGUCGGACUAUGGGGUGUUGACGACGGCUGUCGUGCGGGACGCGGGGGAGCCGCUGUGUCUCGUACUCACCCAGGAUAUGAUGCUGACAGGCUGGCGAGAUGGGCAGAUUCGGUCACACGACGCGGAUACCGGCCACCUUCUUUGGUCCAUCGACAACGCGCACGCUGGCGGGGUCACUAGCCUCGUUGUCAGCCACAACGAGCGCUUCUUGGUCACCGGUGGGAUGGAGGGGGAGCUGCGGGUGUGGGAGUUGCGAUCCAGGGACUUGGUGAGUCACUUGAAGCAGCACGGCCAAAGGGUCACAUCCCUGGCGCUUUUUUGCGACGACGUUCACGCGCUCUCCGUGUCGCGAGAUCGAUCUCUCAUCUGUUGGGACCUGCGAAGCGAAAGCCAGGUUUCACACCACUCGCAAAGAAUGGGGGGCGUGAAUGCGGUAGCCCUCUCGCAAGACGAGACUACCGUAAUCACAAUGGGGCAAGAGAAGCGGGUAACCUACUGGGACCUUAGGGAGCACCAUCCUGUCCUGGCCAAGGAGCUUUCCAAAUCUAGGGACGAUGAAGGUUUAUCGUUGGCCGUGUCCCACAACGGGCGAUACGUCGCUACCGGUGGUUCAGCCGCGGUAGUCAAGCUUUGGGCAUACGACACGGUCGAUCUAAUUUUUGAAGGGACUGGACACUCAGGCGCCAUUGCCGGGCUCAGCUUUAGUCCGGACGACAAACAGCUAACGUCGGUGGGCGCAGAUGGCAACAUUUUCGUUUGGAACAUUUUUGGGUGA
Ectocarpus siliculosus is the source of this 1713-nucleotide messenger RNA. Lineage: Eukaryota; Phaeophyceae; Ectocarpales; Ectocarpaceae. The record is from the annotation of a GenBank genome assembly.